Pomacea canaliculata is the source of this 8986-nucleotide messenger RNA. Its product is annotated as protein unc-79 homolog. The coding region runs from base 804 to 8006 and encodes 2400 amino acids. Lineage: Eukaryota; Metazoa; Mollusca; Gastropoda; Architaenioglossa; Ampullariidae. The record is from RefSeq and is a predicted model, not a curated record. Gene Ontology annotation, molecular function: protein binding. The transcript is spliced from 54 exons.
CGUAAUCGCCCAGAUUACACAUUUGUUUACACCUUUAGUUAAUUUGAAAUUGUUUUUUUAACUUCACCGUUGAAAAUUUCUUAGUAUCAGAGUAAUAACAUCGAAUCCUUGGUAAACGGAUUGGUUUCAAACAACGAUUUUUUCCCCCCCAACAUAUUUUAGUCGUAUUUUUAGGAUUUUAACUGUCAUCGUCAUGAUCAUCUUUUAAUAUGAUGAAAAUGUUCACGCCCAACAUUAUAUAUAGCAUGAUUGCAUCUUCUAGUUACGAUAUCGUUUUGUCAAGCAUAAUUAAAGCACUUCUUAAUAUCGUGCUUAAAACCCUGCACGAUUUUCUAGAUUUCUAAUAUCUGGAUAAAUUUACAAAAUGAAAAUGGUCUUAGGGAAGCGAUGGAAUAGAUCGAGUUUUAGAGUAAAAAAGAAGUCUUCGUUUUAGACAAUUUAGGCAUCAGGCCGUUUUCCUCUUAUGAACGAUGACUGCUGAAGUGCCCUGUCCGCCAGGCGAAAGGCAUGUCCGAUGUCGACCCAACCCACAAGCCUGAUAACUUGUCAGUCUCUGGCAGCGGCAUAUUUGCAGCAGCUGAACGCAGAGCCAUUCUAAAAAUAGAUAGGGACGUCUGGCACCUGCGGCUAGCAGCAAACAGGAUGUUUGGAUUUAAAUGCUGGCAGUCGCUGCUUUAGAUAUAUUAACACGAUCUAAAGUGAAUGUGUUAAUAAUUAAAUGAACUUGAACUUGCUGAGGAUAUCGCGGUGCCGCAGUCAUUUUCUGAUUGGCAGUGCUCGGUGCUUCUGGCUCAAAUGUAAAUAUGGCCACACGUGCAGCAACAUUCACUUCAAAAAUACGUAAUCUGAAGGACUUCCACUACCGGAUUACAAAUAACUUAACAACCCAACCCACAGGGACUGAUAUAGCCAACACAUUGAAAUACUUCUCACAGACAUUACUAAGUGUGUUGAAAGACGUACCCAGCAUACCUGCAGAGAGUUAUGGACCAAAGCAACGAGACAGUGUUCGAGACAGUGUUCGACUAUCCAUUUUCCCUAAUCUAAACUACUCUGGCUUAUAUGAAGCUGUGCUGGGUAUCAUAGAUCUGGUUCCCCUUAUACAGAUUGGGCAGCUUGAUGUGGGUGAGGCAGUGUUAAAUGUUCUUGGAUGUCUGGUACCAUUUCUGGAGCAUGAUUUGCUGGACUCCCUGCCAUACACUGUGGCCUCUACUCUUGCCAUAUUCCCACCUACCCUUCACAAGGACACCAUCGACCUCCUGUGCUGCUCUCUACUUCCCAUGACUUUAGGUUACGAUGGUUGUUCAGAGCCCACCUAUGCCAGUGAAUCUGCUGCUGCUAUCAUCACCAUGGUAUUUCAACACACAGAAAAUGGAGCAUUCCAUUCACAAAUUCUGGAAUGUUUCAUGAGUAUGAAGAAAAAUAUAAUAAAUGACAUCCUCAGCAUCAUAGCCUAUGGUCCACCCUCAGCUAAAGCUCCUGCAGCUCAUCUACUGUUCUAUUACUGGCCUCAGUUGAAUCCAUCUUUGAGUGAUAGGCGGGGAAUACACUACAAAUACUGUGGCAUGGAAUUUACAGCAUGGCCACCAAUACUUUGCCAGCGUAAAGGCUGCAUCAACUCUGGUAACUGUCAGGCUGUCAAGAUGUGCUUAAACCCAGCACUGGCUAUUCAUUCAGGAGAUAUGCCACCUCCUUUGUACAUUUGUAGUGACUGUGCUGAGUUUUUACAUCAUGAGCAUGGAGACUACAUGGUGGACUUACUGCUUCCUAUGCCACAUGUUUCAACAACAUGUGAGAACAAAAACUGUAAGUCUGACAAAAACAUAGCCAUCUGCACCUGCUUCUCCAUUGAGUGUGCCAGUUACAAUGGAAAUCGCCCUAUUCGAUACUGUGCCAGUUGCCAUGAACAACGCCAUGGGCAACCUGAUUGCCCACAGCAUGUGUUUCACCUGAGCAUUACCGACAUCUGGAGCUGCUCACCAGAAGUCAUGCGUUACCUGAUGGAUGCAAUCGUUAGUCUGCUUAAGGAAGCCUCACCAUUGGGAACAAAACGUAUGGUUGAGAUGGGCGAAGAACAUCGACAGACUAUUGAGGAAGAAGAGUUUUUCAAUGUAGAAGAUACAGGAGAGAGAAAACUGCUCAGUCGAUAUGGCAUCUGGCUUCUGGUAGAGCUGUGCACACCACAAGAAGACAUACCCAUUGAAGUUCUUGGUCGUCUAUUGGGAAUGCUUUUCCAGUGGUUUGAUGCAACAGCUUAUUUGCCAGAUGACAAUGUUGGAAAUGCACUGGAAAAACUGAAACCUGAAUAUGUCUUUAAUUGGCUGCAAGGUGUGAUGCAGACACAUUUUGAGGUCAUUGUGGCUUGCCUGCUUCCACAUCCUGUUGAGUAUUCUCGUGUUGGAGGAUUUUGGGAAACACUUUGCACUCGAACAACUCAGAUAAAAGAAGGUCUCAACUGCUUCUUUUGCUUGGUGCCUUAUAACAUCAUUACUUUUGAGAUCUGGGACUAUGUGAUGCCAUAUUGGUUAGAAUCUAUCAGAAUGGAAGUUCCUGAGGAUGAGCUGAUGGAGCUCAAAGUACUUUUGAGCAAAGCAUUUGACAUAGACAUGUGUCCUCUGCCCUUUACCUUGGAAAAGAUGUACAACUUUGUGUCAAACCGCUUUGAGGAUCCCAGUGCAUCUGUACAAGAACAGGUCUUGCAGUGGCUACAGAUUCUAUCUAGCCUGGACAUUAUCAUACCCAUGCAUCUUCUUCUGAAGAUCUUCAAAUCAGGGGUGGAGCACAUACAGUCUGAUGUGAGGGAGGCAGAAGAACUGCAGGCUCAAGCCCUACCACAGUCUGUGUUGUACCAGACAUCCCCAGCCCACGAGGCUGUGUCGCCCAUGAGUCCCCAGAGGUUCCCUGUUGCUCCAGACCCAUGUGACUUAUAUGAGAGGGACACUGAACUGGUGCUUCCCUGUUUCAUUAUUAUGCUGGACAUCCUCCUGAAACAGAUGGAGCUACAGGAAACCCCACGUCACCUUGGCAUCUAUAAUGAGACCACUCGUCUGGUCAUGUCACUUUUGAGAGAGAUGAUGUGUAAAAAGUGGGAUGGGCAACACUCGUGUGACAACGAAACUAAGCGGAUCAAUUGCAUGUACUGCCAGAACAUUGCUCUCUGGCACCAGCUGGCCUCCCAACUGAUGGAGCAUGUGUGUCCUCGAGAUCCUCUCAAACUUCCUCCAAAAGACCUGCCCAAAGCAGAGGAGGUGAAACAUCAGACAAUAUCCGAAUCACCCAGAACUGAGAACGCUCCAACUUAUAGAGAAGACAAAGACAAAGACUUCAGCAUUGAUGCUAUGCCUGUCUACCUACAGCUUUAUGAUGCCUUGAUAGAGGCUCUUGCUAACGUGGAUGAUACAGAUGCCCUGUUUGCACUUCUGACUUCCCUGAAGUUCCUUAUUUUGCAUGGUGAAAGUCUGAACUACACUAUCAACCAGUAUACAAACUACAUCACCUUCACCUUGGACAAAACUUUCAUUCCCAUGCAGUGGCAGCUGCUGCAGACAGCUCGCUCCCAUCUGGCAACACUGAUUGUACCACUUUUGCUGCACUGUAUGACUCUCCCAACUGGUGCAACUGUUUUGUGGCACCUAGUUGAGGAUGAUUUUUCAAGUGAUGACUGGAAGGUUCGCUUUGCUGCUGUGGAGAAAGUUACAGUUCUGGCACGUUGCCUAGAGUCUGAGAUGGUCCGCAACAAUCAGGUUUUACAGACAUCGUUGGCUCAUGCUUUUUGCCAUAUGGUGGGUUCUGUAGAGGACAUCAACUCUGCCGUGGCCCAGCGCACUAUAAUGUUUCUGGAGACCAUCCAGCCAGCUGGUCUUAAGUGCCUCAUCCAGUGUCUGGAGUUUCAGUUUGAUACAGUCAUUCGGGACAGGUGUUUGAUUCUGCAUCGCAUUCAGCUCCUCUCAUUUGUGCUGAUGAAAGAGCGUAUUCUCACUUGGGACUUCUUUCUCAGUCGCUUCGACACUCUGUCACUUGAAGCACAGGUUGAUCUGGAAAGUACUGGGGACAUAACCUGCCCUACAGACCUAACAAGCAGCGACAGACAUAGCGAGCAUUUUCUAAAGAAAGUCAAUCGGGCUCGCUUAGCUUUGGCGAGGACAGACAGCAUUCGCUCUGUGAGCCAAAGCUUAAAAGGAAAACCUCCUUAUCGCCGCGCAGUCUCAGUACCUCUUCACCUGAUCACAAAAGGAGUUGCUCCACCCAAAGUCAGCAGAGGGCAUCAGGAGCAUAUAGACAGCUUACCAAGACAAUUCUCAGAACCUGAUGGGCGAAAACAUUCUGUGACUUUUCUUUCUAAGUUUCUUUUUGAAAAGGACAAGUCCUGUGUUCGGCAAUGGUCAGCUCCUCAGUUUAACCUGACUCGGCGCAUGACUACAAAGCUGAAUCUGUCAUCCUUUAGUCACACAAUGUUUCCAGGAGGACAUUUACGAGAGUUCACGGAUGAAGAAAGCAAUUUUGCUGCAUUGUUGCAGCGUGCAAUGGAUUUGGAGGGUAUUGACAGGGAUGUUGUGCAUCACCUUGUUGCACUCCUUAUGAAGUUUAUGGUCAGAAGUGAAGAACAAGUACAAGAGUGUGAUGCCAAAGCACAGAAUGUGGUGCUCCGUCAUCUGAACGUGUUACUUGGCUACAAUCAGACUGAAAAGUCUUUCAGUGUUCCACCUUUUAAACUAAGAUGUUCAGCUGUCUUCAAUGCAUUUAUCAGUGGGGUCCCAUUUGUGCUAGACCGUAAUUUCAAACUGGGAAACACCAUCCUGCCUAUAACACUGCUACUUCUUCAGUACAGUCCAUCUCCGCAGCGCUAUGCUUCUGACUACCAGCCUCCAAACUACACCCUCUGGUACCUUGAACCCCACACUCGUCUGUCAUGGCUGCGGGCUUUCCUUGUGAUUCUAUACAAGUACCAGAUUAGCACCUCACCUGUGUCAGCAAUUAUCCAGACGCUUGUACAGCUUGUCAUCAAUACUGUUGAGGCUCAGCAUCAUCGCUGCCGCAAAACAGAUGAUAGCUUCCUUGUGCCUACUCCAACAGUGCACAGAAGUAAAGCUGACUUAAGCAAGAUGUCCAUCAGUGACUUGGAGAACAUUCAGGAAACAGACACACCGCCACAGAGCCCUUCCAGUUCCAAGGAGGAGCCAGAGGAUAAAGCCACAGUCAAUGUUUGCUCCCCUCCAUCAGCCAGUUCUGUUCAGUAUUUGAAGGGGCAAACAGAUGGCGCAGAAAGCAGUGAAGGUAUGAUGUCAGAUGCAGAGUGCACCCCUACUCUCCCUGGAGGAAAAAAAGAUGGUGUACGCAGAGUUUCAAAGGGCAGGCAGCCUCGCAGGAUUAUAGAGUACUCAGAGCCAGAUUCUGCUGAUGAUGAUGUGAAAGCUGUGUCAUCAAAGGAAGAGAAGAAGCUAGAGAAGAAAGGGCCUGUCAGACUGCAGUCUCCCAAAGAUGAUUCACACCAUGAACAUUCACAGCAAGGUCAAGGUCCUGGAGCCUUAUCACCCAAGUCAGCAGCUGUGGAAAGGAAAAUGGCGCAGCAGCUCCAUGAGUUCUCAAAGUCGCACACUGAAGUUCCCGGAAAGUCCCAGAAAAGCUUUGAAGAGACAGGAAGCACGAAGGCUGCAAGCAGCACCACAGAAGCCUCUAGUCAAAGUGCCAGAGCAGAUGGAACCACAUCAGACUACAGCAGAGAGGCAGCUUCAGAAGGGGAGAGCUCUGAGGAGAGCGAGAAGACUCAGACAUCAGAUGCAGAAUCGGACCGUCACCACGGAGCAACAGACUCAGGUGGUGAUGCAACGCAAGAAGAAAGCAAAGGUGAAACAGAUGAAGGUGCAACGUCAGGCAGCAGGCCCAGCAUGGUGCUUAAACCCAACUUCCGUCAGCGGAAAGAGCGCAAGACUGGCUUAACCACAAUCGAACUUCAGAGGAAGUUUCCAGAUCUGUAUGAAGCAGCAACCAAACUCCACGAUGAAGCAUCUUGUUCUGCAGCAAAACCAGCAGGUCGUCGCGCAAGACGAGCAGAACUUCUAGCCAAGACUCAAACUGGUGGAAACAAGAAGCCGAUAUCUAAUGCUCGGUGUGGAGAGAAUGUUAUUGUAGAGCGCUGCAGUGAAUGCAACCUUGUUCUUGAGCAGUAUGAUGAUGAGACUAUUGGCCUUAGCAUCACAGUCCUCGCCACCUUCAUUCACAGAGAACCCACCUUAGCCACCCCCAUGCUGCUGAACAUGCUGCAGUGUGUUUCUAGGGUCGCAUCAAGCAGUCAGUAUUCUUGGCAAGCUGAAAGUAACAUCAUCAUUCCGGGUAACUCUGUCAGCAUUGCCAGACAGUUUCUGAGAUGUGUCUUGCACCAAAUGGCUCCAAAUGGCAUUUUCCCUAUGCUGUUCCAGAGCAAUCUUGAUGAUCCCAAUUUUUUUAAGACUAUGGCUUGUGCGCUUAUGGACUUCAAUGAGCUUCAAUCCCAUGCUCCUCUUCUUUAUCUUUUGGAAGGCCUGAAUGAACGCAAAAAUGUGCCCCAAGAAACAGUGACCCUGAUGCUGCACAACCUGUCGACGUACCUGUCAUGUGUGUCACUGGAGAGUUCUGUCCCCAUGUGGACCAACAUCCUCACACAGUUUGACAUCUUCUUCCGCCGCCUGCCCAGUGCUUUGCCCAAUGCCUGCAAUGUGGAGCCGGUUCUUACCAUCAUCAUCACAUUGUUGAAGGUCUAUGUCAUCACAAAUGGAAUUUUGGAACCCUUCUCCAAAGUACUGAGCUUCGCUAUCCAGAAUUGUACCUUCAAGCUUCAGCAGAUCACUGACAUCUGCUCCCUUUGUAAUCGGGCUUUCACCCGGGAAAGGGACAAGCUUUUGCUAACGCGAACAGUGAUAUUUGAACUGGUGCAGGCAAUGAGAUUCAAAAGUGUUGUGCCUGAUGACAACCUGCUUAUGAUGGUGCAGUUUGUGGUUUUGGAUGCUGGAGGCACACUCUGCCUUACAAACUCUCUCUCAGAAGCAAGUGCCCUCUACACUGCGCAGUCACAGACACUGAUCAGUACAUGUGCUGCAGAAUGCAUGCGCCAGCAUCUGCCAGACUGCAUCUACUUUAUCGAAGACCUAGAGACAUUGACAAAAGUGAAAAGCAACACAAAGGGAGGAAGCAGCAGUCUUAAUGAAGACACUCUUGGUAGUCAGCUGAAGUCUGGCAUUGCCCAGUACAUUGCCCUGGAGAUUGCUCGGGGUAAUGGCCGUGACCAGCGGGCAAUCACACGUUAUCUCCCCUGGCUGUACCAUCCUCCAUCUGCCAUGCAGCAGGGACAAAAAGAGUUUGAGGACUGCAUAGGUCACAUCCGCCUGCUGUCAUGGCUACUGAUUGGCUCCCUUACUAACACUGCUGUAACAGAGGGCUCUGCUCCAGUCAGCUGUCUGCCCGUUCCUUUGGAGGCCAGCCCCCACAUCGCUGAUCAUGUCAUGGUCAUCAUGACAGGCUUUGCAAAACAAUCCAAUGCAACCGUGCAGCACAUGUCUUCUCUGUUUCAUGCAUUCAUUUUGUGCCAGCUGUGGACGAUGUACAGUGAGUCAGCAGCAGCAAUUCAUGCACCAAGCAGUGAACAGCAUCAGACAGAUCUCGCCAUGAUCAUGGACUUUUGGGCGCGGGUGACACCAGGCAUCCUGCAGCUGCUGUCCCAUUCCAAAGUGCUUGCUGAGAUGGUCAACCUACACUUCCUGAGCCUGAUGGAGGCACUGCAGGAGUGCAACUCGUCAGUCCUUGCUAAGCUUUUCCCAAUGUGGACUCCGAUUCUAUAUACAUAUCAUGCACAGCUUCCUGGUCAUCUUCAAGUACGUCUGCAAACUGUCCUCAAUUGGGAACCUCCACACCCAACUAAAGACCAGUCUUCUUUCAACUCCUACAUCCUUCUGACCUGGUUAAAGCGGAUCCAGUUUAAACUGGGGCAGAUUGAAAUCCAGUCAGCUGCUGCUACUCAGAUAUAUGUUGUUUAAAAUUAAAGGCUUUGUGACAUCUAUAACAAAGAUGAUACUGCCAUUGUUUUAAGAUUGAUUUUUCACAAGAUGUCAGACAGGUGGUAGUAUCACAGCUUAACAAGUUAAAUACGUCUUUAAUUCCAUAUAAAAAUCUUGUUAAGAUAACCCUCUUUUAGUUUUUUUUAAGUAACUUGUUUUUUUUUUUUUUAUAAUUCUCUUUGCCAGAGAAGGUACUAGUCCUGACCUGUCUGAAGGUGCUGUUUUAUGUGAUACAGAUAAAUGUUGCCAGUGUUUGUAAAGUUUGCAUAAUCACUGAUUCAUAUGAUAUUUCUGUCAUUUCGAUGUUUAUUGACAGCUGAAAUUCUGGAGUUACUGUAGAAGCCAAGAUACGCUAUGUGUUACAAAGGGCGAUUACUCCUACUAGUUUGGUUACUUUGUUUGGACUUUAAUGUCUGGUGAAUAAUUGUUUUCCUUUAUCAUCUAAUGCUGUUGAUGGUAUUUUAACUGUUGUGUUACAAUGUUAUCGAGGAACAAAUUGGCAUAGGCAUCAGACUGUGAUUGAACUGUUUUCUUGUUGCAAAACAGAACUGGUGGAAUGUGAGAAGUAACAGAUGUUGAUAUUUAUUCAGAUAAAUAUUUUAAUUUCUUUUGUGUAAUCAGAGAUAUAGAUUGAAAUGUUGUUCAGAGAUUUUAUAAAGUUAUUCUUUCUUAAUCAGCUCAGCUUUGAACAGAGACUCUUGAUUAAAAACAAGUUUCAGAAUGACAGAAUACUGCAGUAAAGUGGAGAAAAAAAGAAUAUUUGCACAGGAAUAUGUUUGGAAGUGGCGAAUUCAUUUUAAGGGGUUGAAGAGAUAAGCAUUUAUGUGUCCAGGAUUUGUCAGAACUUACAGGUUUCUUGUGUAACAUUUCAUCAGAAAAUUUUUGUUUGUGCCAGUCACUCUGGAACUUAAGUUAUCAUGAACUUGUGUACGACAAUAAAGGAGGUUUUUAUGUGUAAA